CGUCCAACAAUUUCGCCAUCAACGUCAUUCCUCGACUACGCAUCCCGUUUGCUCGGUUCGCUUCUCAAAUACCCGGAAGCCCGAUAUGGCCGAUCACGAGGAGCAAGGAGCUACGGCGCCGGCCGUCGAGCAGGUUGGCGAAGAGCAGGCGCUCACCACAACAAGCACCGAAGUCGCCGCCCCGACAGGGAAGAAGGUCGUCAAGAAGAUCGUCCGCAAGAAGAAGCGCCCGGCUCGAGUGCAAAUAGACAGCGCCGAAAUUACAUCAGAACCGCCUCCGCAGACCGGAACGACGUUCAACAUCUGGUACAACAAGUGGGCUGGCGGCGAUCGCGAGGCUUACCAGCAAACUAAGGCGCGCGGCCGAUGCAAUAUCGCGACGGACAGCGGUUACACGCGAGCAGACAACCAGCAUGGAAGUUUCUUCUGCCUUCACUUUGCGCGCGGACAGUGCCCCAAAGGACAGGAUUGCGACUACCUGCACCGCUUGCCGGGGACCUACGACCUCUUCAGCCCAAAUGUCGACUGCUUCGGCCGCGAGAAGUUUUCCGACUACAGAGACGACAUGGGCGGCGUAGGCAGCUUCAUGAGACAAAACAGGACAAUCUACGUGGGUCGGAUCCAUGUGACGGAUGACAUUGAGGAGAUUGUGGCCCGCCAUUUUGCCGAAUGGGGUAGCAUCGAGCGCAUCCGUGUGUUGAACUCCAGAGGCGUCGGCUUCAUCACGUACACCAACGAAGCGAACGCGCAGUUCGCGAGAGAGGCCAUGGCUCACCAGUCUCUGGACCACGACGAGGUGCUCAACGUUCGAUGGGCGACGGCCGAUCCCAACCCGAUGGCGCAGGCGCGAGAGGCGAGGAGGGUAGAGGAACAGGCCGCCGAGGCUAUUCGGAGGGCGCUGCCGGCAGAGUUCGUCGCCGAGAUCGAAGGCAAGGACCCCGAAGCGCGAAAGCGGAGGAAGAUUGAGAGCAGUUACGGGCUCGACGGCUACGAGGCGCCCGACGAGGUGCACUUUGCCCGGGGUGCCAACGCUGUGAACCCGCUGGGCCGUCAAGGACAUCAGGUCGAAUAUCACGCGCCGCCAAUGAUCGAAAAUGGGGACCCGUCAGCCGAGAACGCCGCACCACCACAACAAGAGGCUGUGGCGCAGCAAACGGCGGGCAUCUUCUCAGGGAGCACACUGGCCGCGUUGAACAAGGCCAAGGUAUCCGUGGCGGCGAAGCCAAAAGCGGCGGCUGCGUCAGGUCCACUGGUCGGCUACGACAGCGAUAGCGAUGAGGAAUAGCACAGGCGUUUGAGCGUUUUGACGGGGUUUGGGCAGCUGAUAGAAUGCGGGGCCCUUGUACAAUUUAAUCAUGAUACCAUCUGAAAUACACGCUGAACCGAGUGCCAUGCCGCUCAGCUGUUGAAUAUCCUCGAAUACAAGAGCUCGUGCCGUCCAAUCCACAAGUCCAUGACGGGCACGCUCUGGC
Molecule: messenger RNA, 1472 nt
Organism: Purpureocillium takamizusanense
Lineage: Eukaryota; Fungi; Ascomycota; Sordariomycetes; Hypocreales; Ophiocordycipitaceae
Gene: CWC2
Product: Pre-mRNA-splicing factor
Exons: 2
Coding region: 86-1285 (399 amino acids)
Cellular component (GO): U2-type catalytic step 2 spliceosome; Prp19 complex; U2-type catalytic step 1 spliceosome
Molecular function (GO): pre-mRNA binding; U6 snRNA binding; metal ion binding
Source: RefSeq, a predicted model, not a curated record